Molecule: messenger RNA, 774 nt
Organism: Diaporthe batatas
Lineage: Eukaryota; Fungi; Ascomycota; Sordariomycetes; Diaporthales; Diaporthaceae
Exons: 3
Coding region: 1-774 (257 amino acids)
Molecular function (GO): phosphatidylcholine lysophospholipase A1 activity
Source: RefSeq, a predicted model, not a curated record
AUGAUGUGCCUGCGGCGUUUCGCGGGUGUCCUGCGAUUGGGCUGUGGUAAAGAAAUUAAGGAGACGCAAGUUGUCAGGUACAGAGGAACAAAACCUGGGAAAGCAGUCAAGCCUGGUACCGAGUUACGCAUUCUCUGCGUGGGAGACUCGAUAACAGUCGGAUUCCUUAGUGACCAAGAUGGCGGCGACGGAAACGGGUACAGACUAAGGCUGCUUGGUGAUUUAUCACAAGACCAGGUCGUGUACGCUGGGACGGAAUCAGGUGGUACGAUGAAAGACGGCUACUUCGCUGCCUGGUCAGGCAAGACGAUCCAAUUCAUCACGGCUAAUGUAGGCCCUUCACUCGCUCAAAGACCCAAUGUUGUCUUGAUCCACGCCGGCACAAAUGAUAUGAACUCGAGCAAAACAAUCUCCACCGAAGGAAACGACCCGGUUGCGGCUGCUAAGCGCCUCGGUCUGCUUAUUGACUUGGUCAUCGAGUCUUGUCCUGAUGCAACAAUUUUAGUGGCCAUGAUUGUUGGAACUUGGGAUCCAGCUCAGGCAGACAGGACCCAUAAGUUCAACGCGCUUGUUCCGGGUGUAGUGAAGCAGCGACGUGACAGGCGGGUUUUAGCUGUGGAUUUCACGUCUUUCCCAAAUAAGCUCCUGCGGGACGGCGUCCAUCCCACGAAUGAAGGUUAUCAAGUAUUUGGAGACUAUUGGUAUGACUUUGUUACUCAGAUCCCAGAGGAGUGGAUUCAACAUCCGGUUGGCAAUGAUCCGGAUCGCUGGUAA